GAGAGAGAGGAGAGCGAGAGAGGAACGGGGGAAGAGAGAGAGAGAUCGCGAUGGAGGGCGACGUGGAGAUGGCCGCGGCGGAGGAUGGAGCUUUCGUGGAGCUGGACGACAUGAAGAAAAGAUUGAAGGAGAUGGAAGACGAAGCGGCAGCUCUCCGGGAAAUGCAGGCCAAAGUCGAGAAAGAAAUGGGCGCCGUUCAAGAUCCUGCUGCUGCUGCAGCAAGUCAAGCAAAUAGGGAAGAAGUGGAUUCUCGAUCCGUCUUUGUUGGCAAUGUGGAUUAUUCAUGUACCCCAGAGGAGGUACAGCAGCAUUUUCAAGCAUGUGGAACAGUUAAUAGAGUAACCAUCCGAACAAACAAGUUUGGCCAACCAAAGGGAUAUGCUUAUGUCGAAUUUCUUGAACCAGAAGCUGUUCAAGAGGCUCUCCUUCUCAAUGAGUCUGAGCUUCAUGGUCGCCAGUUGAAAGUAUCUGCUAAACGGACUAAUGUUCCUGGCAUGAAACAAUUUCGUCCCCGGCGUCCCAGCCCCUAUAUGGGAUUUCGGGGCAGGACACCUUAUGUGGCUCCUUAUGUAUAUCCUCCCUAUGGAUUUGGGAAGGUUCCCAGGUUCAGAAUGCCUAUGCGUUACAGCCCUUAUUUCUGAAUCCGGUUUUCCAUGAGAUCAUAUGAUAGGGCGCUCUUCUGCAAAUCCUGUGUCUUGCCUUGUGAUGUGUCAUCCAAUAUGCUUGGAGGGAACCCAUUGUGGUUUCGGGGUGGAGUGGUGGUUUCGGGAUCGGUCGAGAAUCUGUCAGUCCUUGGUGGUACUUGUAUGCUUUACCUUCUGGAUAUUAUUGGUUAAUAUUGUAAUUAUGGACCGGAACAGUUUCUUCUGCUGUGGAUUGAUGCUGUUUGAGUGAUUUAUGCAAGGUCUUUUAAUGCCUUCUCAUUUU
This is a messenger RNA of Coffea eugenioides, 927 nucleotides long. Its product is annotated as polyadenylate-binding protein 2-like. Gene Ontology annotation, molecular function: RNA binding. The coding region runs from base 51 to 641 and encodes 196 amino acids. Lineage: Eukaryota; Viridiplantae; Streptophyta; Magnoliopsida; Gentianales; Rubiaceae. The record is from RefSeq and is a predicted model, not a curated record. The transcript has 6 exons.